Sphenostylis stenocarpa is the source of this 1167-nucleotide messenger RNA. NCBI's taxonomy places the organism in Eukaryota, Viridiplantae, Streptophyta, Magnoliopsida, Fabales, Fabaceae. The record is from the annotation of a GenBank genome assembly.
AUGCGCACGUGCAGCCACGUACUUCGAAGAAAUGACAUUACUUCAGUAAAUCUAACCCGCAAUCCUUGCAUACCGCGCUUUGAUCCUAAAAAAAAACCACUUGCACAUCUCUCUUCAACUCUUUCUCUCUCUACCUCCUUCGUCAUGAUAGGAAGGUCGGGAACCAGUUUUCGCGAGAAAUGGUGGAGCGCUGGCCGGCGACGAAUUGGAUCCCGCCUUGCAUCAACUGAAUCGGAGGCCGCAUUGUUCGAUUUUGCUGACAAAUACAGAGUCAAAUAUGACAGCAGCAUUACCGUUGCCCAGAAGUACUACAGAUCGAUCAGUGACUACAACGAUGAAUUGUUCUGGGCUGCUGCUUGGUUAUAUCAAGCAUUUAACAAUCAGUGUUACUUGGAUUACCUUGGAAGAAACGAUGAUUCCAUGGGUGGAACUGGUUGGAGCAUGACUGAAUUUGGUUGGGAUGUCAAGUAUGCUGGGGUUCAGACAUUGUUUGCCAAGUUCCUGAUGCAGGGCAAAGCUGCUCAUCAUGCACCAGUCUUCGAGGGAUAUCAACAGAAGGCUAAGGGUUCUCGCAAUGUUCAGAAAACUCCUGGUGGCCUCAUCUUCCGCCAGAGAUGGAACAACAUGCAGUUUGUCACAAAUGUAAUUCAGGAAAUGUUGCUCCUGCUGAGUUUCUCUCCCUUGCAAAGUCUCAAGUCUCAGUUGUUCGAUUUUGCUGACAAAUACAGAGGCAAAUAUGACAGCAGCAUUACCGUUGCCCAGAAGUACUACAGAUCGAUCAGUGACUACAAUGAUGAAUUGCUCUGGGCUGCUGCUUGGUUGUAUCAAGCAUCUAACAAUCAGUGUUACUUGGAUUACUUUGGAAGAAACGAUGAUUCCAUGGGUGGAACUGGUUGGAGCAUGACUGAAUUUGGUUGGGAUGUCAAGUAUGCUGGGGUUCAGACAUUGGUUGCCAAGUUCCUGAUGCAGGGCAAAGCUGCUCAUCAUGCACCAGUCUUAGAGAGAUAUCAACAGAAGGCUGAAUCCUUCAUGUGCUCAUACCUUGGAAAGGGUUCUCGCAAUGUUCAGAAAACUCCUGGUGGCCUCAUCUUCCGCCAGAGAUGGAACAACAUGCAGUUUGUCACAAGUGCCUCAUUUUUAGCCACUGUCUACCUUUUCUUCUGGUAG